CUGAGGACAGACUCCAGUAGCUCUCCUUUAUUGCACACCCACGCUGAGCAAAAUGUCUUGGGAUUAUUUUGGAUUUUCCCGCAUCAUAAGAAACACGGAAAAUCAAUCACCUGCAUCGGCUCUCAAUAAUGCAGCAGACAUCUCCGUUAUUGUUGCUUACUUUGUGGUUGUCCUGGCUGUGGGAGUAUGGGCUAUGGUCCGCACCAAUCGAUCCACUGUGGGUGGCUUCUUCCUUGCAGGGAGGAGUAUGGUGUGGUGGCCGAUCGGGGCCUCACUCUUUGCUAGCAACAUUGGCAGCGUCCACUUUGUAGGGAUUGCUGGUACUGCUGCUGCCGCUGGCAUUGCCAUUUGUGGAUUUGAAUGGAACGCUCUUGUUCUUAUGGUCAUUCUAGGAUGGCUGUUUGUACCAAUCUACAUCAAAGCAGGGGUGGUCACCAUGCCCGAGUAUCUGAAGAAGAGGUUCGGAGGACAGCGUAUUCGUAUUUAUCUCUCCGUGCUCUCCCUCUUGCUGUACGCUUUCACUAAGAUCUCUGCCGACAUGUUCUCUGGUGCCAUUUUCAUCCAGCUGGCUCUUGGACUGAACAUCUACGUUGCUGUUAUUGCUCUACUGGCAAUUACUGCGCUAUACACCGUCACAGGUGGACUGGCUGCAGUGAUGUACACAGACACCUUACAGACCAUCAUCAUGCUUAUUGGAUCCUUCAUUCUCAUGGGUUUUGCUUUCAACAAAGUGGGAGGCUAUGAAAAUAUGAUGGACAGGUACAUGACUUCAGUUCCCUUAAUCACCGGUAACAUCAGCGCAGAGUGCUACCAGCCUCGGGAAGACGCCUUCCACCUUUUCAGGGAUCCAAUAAAUGGAGACCUGCCCUGGCCUGCCCUGAUAUUUGGACUCACCGUUCAGACAAUCUGGUACUGGUGCACUGAUCAGGUGAUUGUCCAGCGUUGCCUCUCAGCCAAGAAUCUCUCUCAUGUUAAAGCAGGUUGCAUUUUGUGUGGUUACUUGAAGCUGUUGCCCAUGUUUCUCAUGGUCUUUCCUGGGAUGAUAAGCAGGAUCCUCUAUCCAGAUGUGGUGGCAUGUGUGGACCCAGAAGAAUGUCAGAAAUACUGUGGCUCUAACGUGGCAUGCACAAACAUUGCUUAUCCCAAAUUGGUCAUAGAUCUUAUGCCAAACGGUCUGAGGGGUUUGAUGCUGGCUGUGAUGUUGGCCUCUCUAAUGAGCUCCCUCACUUCAAUAUUUAACAGUGCUAGUACUCUCUUCACCAUGGACAUUUACACUAAGGUCCGUUCUCGUGCCAAAGAGAGGGAACUGAUGAUUGCUGGCAGGGUGUUUAUUGUGUUCCUCAUUGGUGUGAGCAUAGCUUGGAUCCCAGUGGUGCAGUCAGCCCAGAGUGGUCAGCUCUUUGACUACAUCCAAUCAAUCAUCAGCUAUCUAGCUCCACCUAUUUCUGCUGUCUUCCUUCUCGCCAUCUUUUGCAAGAGGGUCAAUGAAGCUGGUGCCUUUUAUGGACUCAUCGUUGGUCUGAUUGUAGGUCUGACUAGGAUGAUCACUGAGUUUGCCUAUGGGACAGGGAACUGUGUUAGCCCUAGUGAUUGUCCUGCUAUCAUAUGUGGAGUGCACUACCUGUACUUUGGGCUCAUCCUGUUUACUAUCACCUGCAUCGUUAUAGUUGGAGUUUCUCUCAUAACCAAACCCAUCGACGAUAAGCAUUUGCAUAGACUGUGUUGGAGUCUGAGGGACAGCACUGAGGAGAGAGUCGACCUCGAACAGGAUGACUGGGUUAACGAUGAGGAGGAUGAAAAGAAAAUGGAAGAACCUGAGGAGGAACCAGGAUUCUGCAAGAAAGCAGUAAUGUGCUUCUGUGGAUUGGAGAAGACAAAAGCACCAAAAAUGACUGAAGAGGAGAAGGCAGAGAUGAAGAGAAAGCUCACAGAUACAACAGAAGAACCUCUCUGGAGGAACGUUGUUAAUGCAAACGCCAUCAUUCUUCUGGCUGUGGCUGUGUUCUUUCAUGGAUACUUUGGUUAGACAAACUCAGCAUUAAAUACUACUAAAUAUAAUAUAUUUUUUAGUAACAGCAGUAAGCAUGGUAUAAAAUAUGACCAAAAUAUCAAUUUGCCUGUAACUCUCUGAUACAACCUAGGGUACUUUCAAAUCUCUGAACUCUGUAUAUUUUAGCCUGCAUUGUAAGGUCAGUACUGAUGCCACACAAGACAAAAUAGCGUUUUUACUGUAUUUGUCAUCUUUAGUAAACCAGUGAAUCAAGUUAUAUCAUACACAUAAAACUUGUUAAAAGGAUAUAAUUGUAAUACUCAAACAUUUGUUAUAACAUCCUUCCCGUUCCUGUUUGAUGUGCUUGAAAGACCUGCAAGGAAGACUCUUGAUCAGAUGGUUGAACAAUUUCAGUUGUCUACUUUUGACAAGUAAUUAUCUCUGGAGACAGAGCUUGUUUUUUAUUUCAGAGAGUGACUUUGACAAUCUAAGGUACCCAAAUUCUGUUGUUCUUUCUGUCAUAAUUUGUACAUGUUGGUCAUAGAUGAGGGCUCAAAUUUAGGCUGACUGGUAAAUCAAGAACUUUUUAGGUUCAGCCCUUUCUUUGGCAUGACAGACCAGAGGAACAUUUGAGUAUGAACCAGGAGAGCACCUCAAGCAAGCUACAUAUGUUUAGAUCAUCGACCGCAAAGGGUUUGAAAUUGUGUGUUUGAGGUUUCUUCACCUUAAAAAUUCAGUUCACCCUGUCCAGUGUAAAACAACAGUCUUAGAUUAAGAAAAGAGGCUGCCUAACACUCGACUGACAACCACUCCAGUCCACAAUGAAGGCCAUGGCUUGAAGACACCAACAGUCCCACAUCAUCUGCAAAAAGGAUGUUGGGACGUUGGAAAGGAGACGAUGUCUGACGUUGUCCUUUCCAACAUCAUACAGUAAACUUUCACAGAAGACUGACAAGUGUUACCCCUCACUGCUUGGAACUUUUUUUCUUAAAAGAAAUAGGACCAACCCAGUCUGGCGGUGUGUGUGUGUGUGUGUGGUCCUGAUCUCCGUAAGGCACAUAGAGGCCAGCAUAAAGUCUUUCUCAAUUGCCUUCUCUAUUUACAUAUUAUAUAAAAUUAUUGUAAAUUUGUAGAUAUUCCCAGAUGACUGCACAUCUUAAUGUUUGUUUUUGUUGUUGGUUUUGUUCAAAAGAGUUGGACUGUACUUGAGAAAAGCUCAUAAAUUAUAAUGAGCUCCAAGUUGGCUCCUGUUUAUUUUCUUAAAAAGAGAGCACAUUUACACCGUUUUUGUUCAACAUUGCACUGAGAUUAAAAUUUUGUUUAAAAAAUGCACAUGUACUCUUAAUUGUGAUUAUUUUUAAAAAGUGCUCAAGAUGUUUAUCAAUGAAUAUAUAAAUGCUUUUUUAUUGUCGAGAACGCUGAAGGUUAUAUAUGAUGGGAUUAUGUAACACUGGACCCUGAAUGAAGGUUUAAUAAAAUACAAACAGCAUAACACAAAAAAAAAAAUCUGGAAAAAAACUGUAAUAUUUAACCACUGAAGGACGAAUGAAAUGUGCUCAGGAAGUACAGCUGUGCUGCCUCAAUAAAUCCCAGCUGUUUUGUCGA
Molecule: messenger RNA, 3595 nt
Organism: Xiphophorus maculatus (southern platyfish)
Lineage: Eukaryota; Metazoa; Chordata; Actinopteri; Cyprinodontiformes; Poeciliidae
Product: sodium/glucose cotransporter 1-like
Exons: 15
Coding region: 53-2026 (657 amino acids)
Biological process (GO): transmembrane transport; sodium ion transport
Cellular component (GO): plasma membrane
Molecular function (GO): D-glucose:sodium symporter activity
Source: RefSeq, a predicted model, not a curated record